CCCCCCUCAUUUGGAUUCAGUUUUGGAGAGCGAGAGGAUGGCAAACAUGUAGUGGAACAACUGACCGUGAUCAUUGCAAGCAGCGCAGCAUGAGAGGACGUUGUGAGCGUUUACAGGGUGCGAAUAGCUGAUGGGAGAAACCCGAUGAAUCAAUGAACUUUGAUCAACACCAUGACGGCGUGUGGCUGUCAAGUUCCAGACAGUGGGUGCGCGCUGGAUCCAGAAGCAACGACAGGAUGAACUGAGACAUUACGCGCGAGAGGUUGCCACGGGCAAGCGUUAGAUUUGACCUCUGUGGAAAUCAUUUCUGAGACAAACAACUUGGUGAGGAUGUAUCAAUGAAGAAUGUGACCGCGCCUGACUCUCUCCACACGGGGUGGAUGAAGCCCUCGGCGGUGUCAUGCGUCUUGCCCCGCAGCCAAACGCGCAACCCUUGCGGCUCAUAGUUCUGUUUCUCCUCACCGCGGGGGUGAACGCAUCCCCGGUGAUCUCUUCGGGCUGCCCGGACAGGUGCGUGUGUGAUGACCAGCUCGUGGUUCAAUGCGCUGGGCAGCACCUGACCACCUUCCCGGUCAACUUGCCGCUGGCCACGCGGCAGCUCAUCAUCUCCAACAACCGUAUAGUGGAGCUGCCGCCGCUCGCGCUCAACUACCUCUCCGAUCUGGUGUACCUGGACUGCAGCAACAAUUCCCUCACGGAGAUAUCUGAGUCCACGUUUGGGAAUCUACGGAAGCUGGCCUACCUGGACCUCUCCUUCAACACCUUGAUCCGGAUCGAGGACCGGACGUUCGGCCCCUUGGCGAGCCUGGUGAUGCUGAGGAUGACCGACAACCCGGGGCUCUCGGAGAUUCACCAGGACGCCUUUUUGGAGAACGCGGCCCUGCAGGUGUUGGAUGUGAGUCGGAACAACCUGACGGUCCUCAACAUCACCUCCCUGAUCGCGCUGCCUGCGCUGCGCUCGGUGGGGCUCAGCGGGAACCCGUGGAGCUGCGAGUGCGACAACGAGGACCUGUGCCUGUGGGUCCACUUGGAGGGCUUCAAGUUCCAAGAUGAGGGCCAGACGGUGUGUGGCUCACCUGCUGACAUGCAGGGCCGUCGCAUGGGUGAGGUGGGCAUCCAGCUACGGACGUUGUGUCACCAGACUCUGGGCUCCUGGGACUACCUUUUCUUUGUCCUCAUCGGCUUUGUCAUAUUUGCCGCUGGCACCGUGUCGGCCUGGGUGAUGGGCGUCAUUAUGGUGCUCUAUGAGCGCUACAUCAAGAAGAAAGACGAACAGCUGGAUCCGGAUGACGAGGAGGAGUCCGGUGAGACGGGUCACACGUCGCAUGCCAGGAGUGACCAUGGCAACGGGAAUUUGAAAACGUCACAUACUGUUUAAAAUGUUUAAUCCCACUCUGCCCAUCGUGGAUUCCUACAGUGCCUCCUGUCAACUUCCAGGACUGUCUGUGAAGUCUAAUUACACUCCAGUCAAAGUGAGUCUGUUCAACAGGCUCGGCUCUGAAAGAGAAAAGAGAGGAUUCAACAGAAAUGUGGAAUGCCAUUCUUCGCAUUUGUAGUGGGCUUUCAGGUGAUGUAACACACACUCUGGCUGCCAUUGUGGAGGUCCCUAAUCAUUGGGUAUUACUGACCAUGUAUGCAAACACACACACAUAGCUGUUUCCUUUAUUACCAGGCUUUAUCUUAAGCUAAGCAGCUGCAGCCUAUUGCUUUAUAUUUGAUAGGGCGAGUGGUAUCAAUCUCCUCAUCUUAAUCUUGGUAAUACAGCUUACAAGAGUAUUCCCAAAAUGUCCAACAAAGGAGCAGCAGUAUUAAUCAACGUCCAGCUCAGACCAUCAUGAUUUCAACCCAAUCGUCAGAAAAAAUGUUGGCAUUGUAUGUUUUUGCAAACCACCGUUAUGUUACAUUUGCACAUUAUUUCUAGUGGAUAUGUCCAUGUGUCUGCUUUUUGUGACUUUAUCCUGGCAAGAACCACAGCAAUGCGUUGCUAAAAAACACCCACAUUUGGUGACAAAAAAGCAGCUACAAUGUCAAUAAUGACUCAUUAAAACACAACAGUUUUUGUUGUUUGUUGGUCUGGUCAGCUCAUGUACCACGUCACUUUAGACGUGUUGAUAUGCUUCAUUUGAAAUGUACAAAUGUAACAUAUUUAUGGUUUGCAGAAACAUACAAUGCCAAAAUUUUCUUCUGAUGACUGGGCUGCCUAUUUCCAGUCUUGACCUAGCUAAGCUAAGCUAAGCUAAGCUAAGCUAACUGGCUGCAGACUGUAGCUUUAUAUUUAACAGACAAAUAUGAGAGUGGUAUUAAUCUUCUCAUCUAACUCCUGGCGAUACCACAUAUGAAGAGUAUUUCCCAAAAUGUCCAACUAUUCCUUUGACAACCAUCUGGGUCCAGCUGUAACCAACAAAGGAGCAGCAGUACUCAUCAAAGUCUAGCUCAGACCGUCAUAAUUUCAGCUACUGGGAACAAACAUGUCAUAUUAUAAAUUAUGUAUAUACAGGUUAAAUAUAUACACAUGCUACUAUUUACAAUAAGAGUCCCUCUCUAAUCGAAUAAUAUUGUUUGUGCUCAGUAUAUUUACCAGUGGACCUCCAUAAUGGCAACAAACAUAGCAAGAAGAUUGUGACUCAGCUUCACAGCCUCUACAGGAAAUUUAAACUGGUGUGGUCAUUCUACUCAUAGGUAUAAAACGAGAGGAUUAAAUGCACUCAUAGAAUGCAUUUAUGUCAGUGUAGAUGAAUAAAUGUGUGCACAUGCAUGUACGCACUAGUGUGUGUACCAUGCAGCUGCAGGUUGCAUUCAGCUUUUGCAGAUGUGAACGUGUCCAUCUUUGGUCCAGUGGUGUGUGGUUCUGUGCUGAUAGUUCACCUCCCCUCAUCUAUUAGCCCAGAAACAAACUGCAGUUGAGGCAUUUUGUGUUGAAGAUCUGUUUGUGAAGUUGAAAGUCGGCGUGUGCCAACUGCUGAGGACUGUUUGGCAGCGGGCCCUGCUGGAUGGCAAGUAAACAGGAGAGUGUGAUAAUUGAUUUCUACUUCAUCCUCUCUUUGUUGGGUAACUGGUUUGAGUGCAGUGUCCUAUCUGUUUCUGCAUGCACUGUUGAUGCACCAAAAAGCCUUAUGAGGUGUGUACAAGCUAAUACUAUUCAUUAAAGGAAGGAAACAGGAUUUACAUACAGUGUAAUCAUUUUAGACUUGUUCUUUAAAAACAUCUGUGCUCCUAAUUUCUCAGUCUUUUAUUUACACGAGAAAUUAUGUGGUCUGUUGCCAGGUUUGUGUAUUUAAAUAACAUAUACAUUUCUAUUCAGUUAAGUCAGGUCUAGCUCUAUCCUGAUACAGGGUCAUGGGGGGGGCUGGAGCCUAUGCCCUCUGACACUGAGCGAGAGGCAGGGUACACCCCGGACAGGCCGCCAGACUAUCACAGGGCUGACACAUAGAGACGGACAACCAUUCACACUCACAUUCACACCUAUGGGCAAUUUUUGAGUCCCCAAUUGACAUAACGUGCCUGUCUUUGGACUUUGUAAGGACGCUGGAGGACCCAGAGAAAACCCACACUGUCCCCCUCCUGCAGUAAUUAAAAUUACUUGACUCAUUUGGAUGGAUUUUGUUUGUUAUUAGAAUACGUAAACCUGACAACAGACCAAAUAAUUUCUUUGAUUACACAAGGAAUUUCCUCCAAACCUGGUGUUGAAUGAAUCUAUAUUUUUACAGCAAUAAGACAGCUGAUGCCGUCAGGUAAAACAGGAAACAGAAUCAUUUCUGCCCUCAGUGCUAAAUAUGAACACCUGCUUUGUUUCAGCUUUUGUCUCCAGUUUCAAAAACUUAGCACAGAAUGACCACUUCCAUAUUUUUGCUUAUCUGGCUGUACCACUUCAUGGACCCUGACAUUGACUGUUAUGAAUUUAGAAUGGAGCUUGCUGGACUCGGGAAAUAGCUGCUGUGAUAUGGUGUGCUCGGUAUGUGUGCUAUAAAUGUAAAAUCUGUUGUGUCUCAGAAUUAUUUUCCUGAUCUAAGAACAAAAUUGACCUUUUGAGGGACCUGGGAGGAGGGGCAUCCUUUCAUGAUGUUUGGACCAGCUGUUUUUCCCCCUCAUUUUAUGCUGUGCAGAUUUUACUUUAUAAAAGUUUUAUUAUGAAAGUGUUUGGGUUCAAAUCUUUGGAUGUAUGAAAGUUACUGAAUAAUGGUGAUAUAUUGCAGCUGCACCAUUAAGGCAAGAGGGCAUUCUGACAUCACAGUGAGAAAAGCACAAACAAUUUAUCAUCAUUAAUAAAAUGAAUGAUGGCUGAGUUCCAUUUAGCUGCUUCAGUUUCAGGGUUUGGGUAUCGUGCAUGCAGCUACACUAUCAUGGCUUACUGGGACACAUGAAUAAAACUGAGCUAAUAUUGUUACUACAAAUUGUGCUUUUUCCACAAUGACAAGUUAUCUUGGCAUUAUUCAACUUUCACUUGUUAUAAAAUGUGGUGAAGACAGAGCGGUUAAUCUGCGCUCUGACUCCACACAAUCUGUCGUCCUUCUGUAAUGUGACCUGAAGUACGACUGAGAAACAUUUCUUCACACAUCUACUGGCACUCCCAUGUGCAUAUUGUUGGGAGCUGGCCAAAAUGAACUACAAAUACAAAGUUACUGGUUUAACUAACAGUAUAAUAGAAGUGCACUCUACAGUAUAAACAUGCUGGUUAUGGAUGGGAGUCAAAUGCUAAGUAUUUUUUUUAUCAUAGCAUGAUAAGCACAGAUGUAAUUAAAAGGGAAACUUCAUGUUUUUCAAUAUGGACCCCAUUUUGCCAUGUUUUAUAUGUCUAACUGACGAAAGUGAACAACAGUUUAUGAAAAUGCAAUGCAGUCACUAUGGGCAAUUGUGCAUCAGCAGUAUAUUGUUAUUAGAAGUGUCUGACAAGAUUAUGGACCUGUCUGAGAAAUGGAAUGAUUUUCCAUACCUCUGUUUGUUAUUGCAACCAAGUCGCACUCAAUGAGACGUCUCUAGACUUGUUGCAUGAAAAACAACGGUGGAAGCGUUCGUGAGAGUUGGAGAGUUAAUUGUGUUGGGAUACAGAAAGCUUAGCUUAGUGUUAGAAGAUUUUCAGCAUCAUGACUGAAUAUUUAAAUAUUCAGUAUUUAACUAACAAUGUGGAAAAGUCUGGGACGUGGCUGGACAACAACUUAAGUUGAGGGGGUGAAAAGCCCUAGUAGGGCGGGCAGGACUUUCACCCUGGAGGGUGUCCACUAUGAAAUUAAAGCCAAACCCUGUUAUUUUUAUCUAAACCUAACCAUGUGCGUGUGUUGGCUAAACGUAACCACAUUUGUUGUUGAGGGAAAACAACGUCAUUUCACAGUGUUGUAUUGACGUUGUGUGUUUAUUUUGAAAGAGACUGUAUUCAAGCUUUACAUUUCCUGUGAACAUGGAAGUGCAUUUUAAAGAGACACAAUGCAUGUAACAGGCUGAAGUUUACACAGUAUCCCAGAACGUCAACAACAGAUGCAUCCAGGCUACACAUCAAAUGUAGACAUGGAAUGUCCACAACCAAGCGGCAAUUUGUGACAAGGUUGGAGUCAAAAUGUGUUGAAAGUCACAGUGCACAUUUGCUCAACCUUUUUUUCCAUACCUUUCACUAGUCUACUGUUAGUGUUAGUAACCAAGCCUCGCCUGGAGAAGUUUCGUUCUGAAACCUUGCAGACUUUUCCACAUUGCCAAAAUCAGCCAAAUGUACAGCCAUGACACUGAAAAUCUGUUAGUGCUUUCUGUAACCCAACAAACUCUUCCUGGCACUUCUUUCCACAACUCUCCCUAACGCUUCCAUUGUUGUAAUUCCUGCAACAAGUUACCUCUCGCGACAUUUCAGAACAAGACUUGGUCACAGUAACAAAUAGUCCAGCAAAGGGUAAGGAAAGUACUUUAUUUUUCAGUAGGGUCCUUUCCGUAAUGUUGUCAAGUCACUUAUAAUAACAAUCUGAGCCUGUCUGUGACAAAAACAAACAGUUUUAGUGGACAUAACUUGAGGAUGCACAAUUGCCCAGUGUGAUUACAUUGCAGUCUGUUUCGUCACUGUGGCUGUAGCCCUCUCUCUCAUUACUGGACCAAUUUCAAAUACUGUUGUCUCCAGUAGUCACUUAGAUCCAAACAUCGGGGAAAAUUGGGUCCAGGUUGAAAAAUACACAAGUUUCCCUUAAAUAAUCAAAAUGUUGACUGCAUUCCAUUAUGGUGUUGCAGGUUUCAGGGCCCUGGUCUCAUGCAUUAUUGAUGUUAUAAAUUACAUUUCUGAUUUUCCUGCAUUGAAAAGUCAGAAUGUUUUGCAGUUAGUGAAAAUGUGGUGUUAGAAAAAGGAAGUCUUGGUCCAAGUUUUCCCAAUUCCAUUUCCACCACUGAUAAAGACAGUCAGGAGUGAAUCUUGUGGGUUUGCUUGCACUCCCUCAUCAUAUAAGGGAGUGAGGUUGACUCAUGGCAGUAUGCAUAACUAUGCAUGGAUGAACCUAAACUUACUGGCAUGGCAUUUGUUACUGGAUGCCAACCCAAGAUAGUGACCCAUGUACUGUACCUGUAAGAUGCCCACAUUUGGUUGCUCUCACAUGACUUUGGGUGUGAUAUUUGCAUGGGUUCCUUCAGUAUAUACAAAAUGCAUUGCAUAAUGUGCAUGUUUAUUGAGGUCUGUGUGGUAAACUCAUCUAUAUCUACAUACAAAACAUGCAUAUAUGGGCUAGUCUCAGCUGUGAGUGUGUAUUACAUUCUGCCGAGCAAGCUGAUUAGGCCAUGUUAUGCCACAGGCAAGGAUGAGGCUGGAGCCUGGAAAUAGGAUAGCUGGUUGCCCUAAUACAUGUCAGCACAGUGACACAGAUGGAAUGACAAGUAAUAAACAUGUACAUAGUUGCUGUUCCUGUGUGCGGCACACAUGGCAAACACCUGGCUCUGAAAACUCUCAGAAUUGACAGUUUCUGCUCUAUACUGGCACUCUGAGGUGAUGUAAAGCAGCUGAAUAUGCUGGGCUUCAAUAAUGUACUAAAUGGAUGACCUGAAUUUCAAUAUUCUGCACUUUUUACACGCCCACACUGCAAACUCAGACCGUAGCCUAUUUAGGCACAUGUAUGUAUGUGCUCAAACACACAGAGACAAAGGCAUCAGCUCUGCCUCCAUAAUCGACUCACGAAUCAGCUCUGAGUACUGGGUAAAAGCUUCAAAGAAGUGCUCUGCUCUCACUAACGCUACAUUACUGACACUAACUAAAAAUCUGAAAUUUAAAAGAGACGCUUUGGGAAGGAAGCUUGUUAACUUUCAUGCAAAGACUAAGAUGAGAAAUUUGAUACCACUUCCAUGUCUGUACACUGAGGCUACAGCCAGUAGUUUGUUAGCUUAGCUUAGCAUAAAGCCUGGAAACAGAAAUAGUCACACAACUGUGAGAACAUAGAUAUAUUUUGCAUCAAUACAAUCCCACAAUGCAAUGUGGGAUUGUUAGCACAAAGUAGUGUACAUGCCAGAACAGAUUUUGUUUGUUUGUUUUUUCCAUCUAGUCCUGCCCCACUGUGCUGUGAUUGGCUAGUGCUAACCCCAGCCAUGACCUCUUUGCCAGACAGAUGAUGAAUGGAAAUGGAUGACAGAUCCAUUUCACAGUCCCCCAAUCCCAAAUGGAUCCCUUAAAGACUCGUUGACUCAAGCCCUAAGCCCUUACAGACCUAGGACCAAUUCCAUUUCUUCCCCUUAGCCCUUGUCUUGGCCCUUCCCCUUGGUUUUGCGCAUUCACGUGAGGGGAAGUGGUGUCCCUAUUCUCCAUCAGGUUAGCUCUUAACCGGAUUACAGUUAAAGCGUAAAACAUAGCCUAUUCGCCACCUUUUAACACACCUACACUUUGCAUAACCUGAUGGAUCACAGCCAUGCGUAAAAUGUAGCCUAUACUGGCAACUUCUGGUAAAACUAGGCUUAAAGGAGCUAUAUGUAAGAAAUCUAAAGCAAAUAGUUGUAAAAUCAUCCUAAUAUGUCACAGAGACUAAGGAAUAAUGUUCAUGUAACAUACUGAUCUCACCAACAACAAUAGUACAGCCAGAAUAUUCGCAUUUUAAAUUUUUUUUACGGUCGGCAAAUCAUGUUUAUGUUUUGAAUUUGUGUUUUGGCCUGUUGCGCCACCCACCGCCGUCUACCAGUCACGCAGUCAGUAGAGUCUCAGCAUCAGUUACAGUUACGACUGAGCUACAGCAGCACAGCAAGCAGCAUUAGCAGUGUCCCGGUACAUAGCAUUAGCAGCCGGCUCCUCCUCAGCUGUAUCCCGGCAGCAGCGUUAGCAGCAGAGAAGCCAGACUUGCUUGAACGGUCCCCUGGAAAACCGAAGAUCAAGGACGCAGCGACGCGGCCCUGCCACGGCAGCCACCCGUGGGCAAACAAAUCAGUCUCCAGCGUGCCGCUGUCCAGCAACCUCGAAUCUGUAGGGGAGGGGGGGCGGACACGACUCGCGGCAGUAUUUUGAAUUUGAGUGCAGUAACCGUUUUGGCCACAUUCUUACAUACAGCGCCUUUAACAGAGCCUAGUGUAUUUGCUCCAAACCGAUGGUCACUCCGAUGGAAAUGCAUCUAAUUCACAUUUCUGUUUUUGCAAGAUUUCAAAAGUUUGUUUAAUAUUCCCUUGACUAGAAACAUAGCUGAUGACAGUCACUCACUUUUACUAUAUAGUAACUAAAUAUAGACCACCCUGCCCCAUUUUAUUUCAGUUUUUGAAUUCUGAAUGCGUAAUUUGUUAAACUUAUAAUGCAUGCCCUGCAUUUAGCUGGGCAACUGUUAGGCCUAGCUAUAAUGCUAAGCUAAGCUAACAGGCUACUGGCUGUGGUUUCAACAUACAGACCUUAGAGUGGCAAUAAUCUGCUCAUUUCAAAAGUGAAAAAGCAUUUUUCCUAAAAUGUCAAACUAUCUCUUUAAGUUGACAUACAGUGGUAUUAACGGGGAUGUUGUUGUGCUUGAGAAUGGAUUUUUGUUUUCCUCGCAUCAUUCACCAGCCAGGCCGAGGUAGUGGUCAGGAUGUGCUUCAGGACAGAGAUGCACUGAGCUUGUUAGGGUCACAUCAAUAGCACAGCUGUGACUGCGAGCCAGUGCAGCGAGUAGACGAGGAAAUGCACACAGCUAUUGGACGCAGAAUCUCCUGCAGGCGUGUUUCCUGCCCGCGGUUGUUUGCACCAUUGUGUGCAUCCACUGAGCUGAGGGCAAAGCGGCCACUGUAAAACGCCCGCAGAUGGGAGAUGUGACAUCAAGUAAGAGCGGCUCUAACCGACCGUAAUAGCCCUCUGACACAUCUACUUACAAACACGCUCACUCACACACAAACACACACAAAAUAGGACCAAAAUCCUUUAGUCACGGAGCAGUGCUAUUACUUACACCAAAGUUAGAAAUGUGGGCUAUAUUUCCAGAGACUGGCGCUUGGAAAAUGGGUGCCUGUGUUUCAGUUAUUUCAAGAAAAUUUCAUCAUUACUCACUGCCACAUAUGGAUGACAGCACCAAAUUACCGUCGGCUAAAUCCAACCUCCCCAUACCGCUGUGCUGAGCUGGAACAUAAAGGAACUGCUGCAACUUAUAUUAAGUUCAAUAUAUUUCUUAUGCUUACAGUUGUAAACAUACAGUGUGUGAUGAGUGCUCCUGCUUUGUGCUUUCUUUUGCUGUCAUUUGUCACUUCAGAGUUUGACCUCAUUGAAGCACAGACAGAGGGACACAAAUGAGUUAUCGUCAUCAUAUUAUACUAGAAAUUGUUCAUCAGCUGGAUUAAUUUCAACCUAAUGAAAUGAUUGUGUUCCAUCCUAUGUUAUUUUUUCUAAUGGACUCGUUAGCUCUGCUCUGCCCUCCUCUGCCACAGUGGCUAUUGAUUGAUGGUGAAGAGUGAGUCCCUGCCUCCACUUGGCAGAGAGGAGGAUGGUCCUACUGCUGUUACAUAUCUGCACACAGGCUCAGGGGCCUGCCAACUCUGUAUCCUUCCCCAGCAAUAAAAGGUCAUUUGAGAGGAGAUUGUGUGUCCUUUUGUGCGUCACAGUUCUGCCUGGAGAAGUGUUUUUUGCUUUGUCUUGUUGUUCGACCUCUCCUCCUGCUCUUUAAAUGUACUUUUCCCCUCUUUUGCUCUCUGGGUAUUUGGAAGGUUUGCGGGUAUCUAAUUAGCAUCCAAGGCAGAGACCUGGACGGUG
This is a messenger RNA of Epinephelus fuscoguttatus (brown-marbled grouper), 10135 nucleotides long. Its product is annotated as leucine-rich repeat-containing protein 52-like. Gene Ontology annotation, cellular component: voltage-gated potassium channel complex. The transcript has 2 exons. Gene Ontology annotation, molecular function: potassium channel activator activity; voltage-gated potassium channel activity; transmembrane transporter binding. NCBI's taxonomy places the organism in Eukaryota, Metazoa, Chordata, Actinopteri, Perciformes, Serranidae. The coding region runs from base 401 to 1378 and encodes 325 amino acids. The record is from RefSeq and is a predicted model, not a curated record.